Molecule: messenger RNA, 1026 nt
Organism: Miscanthus lutarioriparius
Lineage: Eukaryota; Viridiplantae; Streptophyta; Magnoliopsida; Poales; Poaceae
Source: the annotation of a GenBank genome assembly
AUGGAGGAUCCGAAUCAGAGCCAGAACCAAAGCCAGUUCCUGUUCAGCGCCAAGUCCGCCGCGCCGCUGCAGCUCUUUGGAAGCACCGCGGUCCCCGCGGUUGGUCCUGCUGGUUAUUGUAAUUACACUGGAAACACCCACCUUCCUGUUAUGAACCAAGCAAGGACUUCAAACAUUGACGCAGGGACUGAGAAGCUGCUGAAGCUUCAGAUGUCCUUGAACGACUAUCAUCAACAGAAUGCUGAUCGGUUAGCGCGUGUUGGCAAUCCAAGUGCUGUGUCAACUGGUCUGAGGCUGUCUUAUGAGGAUGAUGAGCACAAUUCGUCGAUCACGUCUGCUAGUGGUAGCAUGACCUCGUUGCCUACCACAAUGUCUUCUGUUGAUGAUCUCAUGGCUGAACUGGACAAAGAAAACAGAGAGAUUAGUUAUUACUUAAGACUUCAGGCAGAGCAAAUCGGCAAGCAGAUGAAGGAGGCGAACCAGCGGCGGAUGAUUUCUUUCCUGGCGAACCUCGAACGAGCGGUGGGGAAGAAGCUGCGGGAGAAGGAACUGGAGGCGGAGGCGAUGAACAGGAAGAGCAAGGAGCUGAACGAACAGAUCAGGCAAGUCGCCAUGGAAGUCCAGUCAUGGCAGUCAGCGGCCAUGUACAACCAGUCGGUCGCCAACAGCCUGAAGACCAGACUGAUGCAAGUGGUGGCGCAGAGCACCAACCUCACCAGAGAAGGCACCGGUGACAGCGAGGAGGCCGACAACGCUGCCUCCAGCCAGAACCCCAGCGCCGGAGCUGGAGCCGCCCCUGAGGGCUUCUUCCAGUCUGGCCUCCUUGGCAGCGAUGGCGGCAGGGGCACGACGACGACGGCUACCGUCGGGCUGGGGGCUUGCAGGUGGUGUGGCGAGAAGGAGGCGUCGGUGCUGGUGAUGCCGUGCCGCCACCUCUGCCUGUGCAUCGACUGCGAGAGGGUCUCCGACGUGUGCCCCGUCUGCCGGUUCCCCAAGAGCGGCAGCGUGGAGAUCAACAUGUCCUGA